AUGGACUGCUUCUCCCAACCCAGCAAACCCAACACUCGCAUCCCCCCUAUCCUCAUGGCCCGCCAGACUCAGGCCCUCGAGCAAACCACCACAAAAGCCAAUGUCGCCGCCCAAGACCAAUUCUCCCGCCUCGCCGCCCUCUCUAAACAGAGACUCUACCGCGAGGGCGCAACCGGCGACCCGGAUCUCCGCCGAUGCAUUGGCCACCACCAGCUCCUCUGCCGGACCAUCAUGGAGGCAAAGGACCAUAUGAAGCGGUAUCUCGAGGACGUGCUCGAGAGCGAGAGCGACAGUGAUAGCGAUAGCGAGGACGAGGACGAGAUUCUGUACGAGAAGGGGCCAGUCUAUACCGAGUACCCCCAGACGGACGAAGACGAGGGUGUAGAGGGUCUUCUAUUUCCUCCAAAGAAACAACCACAGCAACCACCACAGCAACUACAACAACCGCCCACAGGUACUACCACGACUACUACCACUACAACAAUCACAAGUAACAAUGACUCCUCGCCCUCCCCCCGCGUGAAACAGAAGAUCUUCGGCGUGGUCAAAGGCCUCGUCCGUCGGCGGAGUACCCCCCGGAAUGCAUCUCCAUCAUUUACAGCACCAGCACUAGAAGAAAAGACGACGCCCCUCGUCCACAUCGCGGAAAAGAACUUCAGCUGCAGCCAACUGCCCGUGCGGAUCCAUAUCCAUGAGGACGUCGUCCGCGACGGCAUCAAGAGUCUGAAGCGCAGCCAUAGCCAGGACACGCUGUCGACCAAGUCGGCCUCGUUUGGGAUGCGGGGGAGGCAGUAUGCGCAGAGACUGGGGAUUAAGGUCCCAGCAGCAGUGUCUGUUGCGACAUGA
This is a messenger RNA of Aspergillus puulaauensis, 846 nucleotides long. RefSeq lists its product as uncharacterized. The record is from RefSeq and is a predicted model, not a curated record. Bases 1 to 846 code for a protein of 281 amino acids. The transcript has a single exon. NCBI's taxonomy places the organism in Eukaryota, Fungi, Ascomycota, Eurotiomycetes, Eurotiales, Aspergillaceae.